Triticum turgidum subsp. durum (durum wheat) is the source of this 474-nucleotide messenger RNA. The record is from the annotation of a GenBank genome assembly. NCBI's taxonomy places the organism in Eukaryota, Viridiplantae, Streptophyta, Magnoliopsida, Poales, Poaceae.
AUGGCCGGGUGGAAGGGCCAGAGGAAGAAGGCCGUGACGCGAUCCGUCAAGGCCGGGCUCCAGUUCCCGGUCGGCCGCAUCGGGCGCUACCUCAAGCAGGGCCGCUAUGCGCAGCGCAUCGGGAAGGGCGCCCCCGUCUAUCUCGCCGCCGUCCUCGAGUACCUCGCCGCCGAGGUCCUGGAGCUGGCCGGCAACGCGGCCGUGGAUAACAAGAAGACGCGCAUCACCCCUCGCCACCUGCUGCUCGCGAUCCGCAACGACGAGGAGAUCGGCAAGCUGCUCGCCGGCGUCACCAUCGCCCACGGCGGCGUGCUGCCCAACAUCAACCCCGUGCUGCUCCCGAAGAAGACCGCCGAGAAGGCUGACAAGGAUUCCAAGCCGACCAAGAAGUGGAAGGACGCCCCCAAGUCCACAAAGAAGUCUGCCGAGGAGACCACCGCCGCCGAGGAGACCGCCGCUGCCGAUGAGGAGUAG